Colletotrichum truncatum is the source of this 1518-nucleotide messenger RNA. RefSeq names its product glycosyl hydrolase family 43 protein (xylosidase/arabinosidase). Gene Ontology annotation, molecular function: hydrolase activity, hydrolyzing O-glycosyl compounds. Lineage: Eukaryota; Fungi; Ascomycota; Sordariomycetes; Glomerellales; Glomerellaceae. The record is from RefSeq and is a predicted model, not a curated record. Gene Ontology annotation, biological process: carbohydrate metabolic process.
AUGCAUUCACUCGCCUCCAUUACUUCCUUGCUACUUCAAGGCUUAUUAGUUGCCGCUCAAACCACCAUCACUUCGACGGGCAACCCAAUCCUUGCCGAUGGAUCAUAUUAUUCUGCAGAUCCAGCUCCGCUGGUGGUGAACAACACUGUUUACAUCCUGAGCGGCAGAGACACUGCGCCCGCCAACCAAAACGCGUUUGUCAUGAACGAGUGGCAGAUGUUCAGCAGUAGUGAUCCGCGUCCCUCCGGUGCUCAAUGGCAGUUCCGUAUCAACAUUGCUCGCCCAGAGUCAAUCUUCUCCUGGGCCACUUCAGGAAGCGCCUUUGCCGCACAGGUCGUCCAAGGGCGGAACGGGAGGUUCUAUCUUUACGCACCCGUCAACCAACGGUCGACUUCUAGCCCUGAUCGAUUCGCUAUCGGCGUGGCUGUGUCGAGCAAUCCUUGGGGCCCCUUCACUGAUGCUCAUCCAAGUGGCCCUAUCAUCUCGCAGACAGUCCCUCAGGCAAACAACAUCCAGAACAUUGACCCGUCAGUUCUUGUUGACGAUAACGGCCGCGUCUACCUUUACUGGGGCACUUUCGGUCAGCUGCGGGGCAUCGAACUGGCAACAGACAUGGUUACGACCAUCGGAUCGGCCAUUUCCGUCAACAGUCUGACCGGGUUCUUCGAAGGCCCCUGGCUGAUGAAGAGGCAGAGCACUUACUACAUGCUCUACGCAGCUAACAAUGCUGGUUCGAAUUCGCCCUGUACGCCGACCUCAUACCAUGCCUGCAUCGCCUACGGAACAGCCUCAUCCCCUCUAGGACCGUGGACUUUCAGAGGUGUGGUGCUGGACAUUGUCUCAUCUACCACGUCGCAUCCUGGCGUUUUCCAAUUGAACGGCCAAUGGUAUCUAGUAUACCACACCAGAGACGCAAAUGGCGGUGGUCACUUCCGUCGCAGCAUCGCGAUCGACUAUCUGAAUUGGGACGACGGCCAGUCGCCGGCUCGCAUCAACAAGGUCGUCCAGACGCGUCGCCAGCAGCCCGCUGCCCCCGCAACCCGCAACAUCGCCCCUCGUGCCGUGGCGAGUUCCGUGAAUCAAACUCCCAUCCAGUACUGGACCAAAUCGCUCAACGACGGUUGGAUCCCGGGCAAUCCGCUCCCGCCGGACUACUGGUCUUCGUACAAUGGCAACGCGUCGCCGCAGACCAACACGCUUGUUCUGACCUGGAGUUCUGCCGUGACUCUUAACGGUGCUAGGAUGGUGUUUUUCGCGGAUCAGCCUGCUGGGUCAAACAUCGGCGUGCCGCCGCCGGCCAACUGGCGACUCGAGUACUUGAACAGCAAUAAUGCUUGGGUGUCGGUUAGUGCAAGCACCGGAUAUCCUACUGCGGUCACGGACAACCCUUCCACCGUCAACUUUGCCCAGAUUAGCACUAGAUCACUCCGUGCAAUUCUUACAGCGUCUGGUGGCAAUGGCCAAUUCGGAGGCGUGGGUGUGAAGGAGUUUGAGGCUCUUGCCCCGAAUCCUCAGUGA